AAACUGUAACAGAACAUUGCAGGCCAACAUGUGAAUUCUGAGUUGAUAGUUUUCCCUUUUUAAUAAAUAUUACAUUUAAACUGUAACAGAACAAUGCUUGCUAAAAUUAAACACGUGAUGAGGUCAUGUGACAAGCCUCCUGCUGUUUGAAACGUUUAUCUUCACGUACUAUUUAAAUAGUAGGCAGCAGUAUACAGUGCAGUAACUAGUGAGUUUUUAUUCCAUAGCAAACACUUCCAAUAAUUCAGAUCCCAGAGCGGAAAUGUCCGCAUCUGAUAAGGUGCAAUUGUUCAUGAGGAAGCCCUUAAGUAAGCACUUAUUAAAUUCUAUUUCUUCCCAUUAGACUUGAUAAACACUCUUAUAAUUCACUGAGAAAGAGUUUGAACGCUGAAUUCAAGUCAUGGCCUGCAGUUUGCUGAAAGCUUGAAUCCCGUGCGUAACGCCGCCACGUUUGUUGUUUCUCCUCAGGGAAACUCAAAACUUUCCUUGCGGCGAAACAAACAGGAAAAGAGUGGCAGCGUUACGCACCGAGGGAAAGCAUUCCCACGGGCGUUAUUUCCUCGUCCUGACUGGAUGAAGGGGGUCCAGCCCUCAUGGGCUUCCUUUCUUUCUCCUUCCAUCUCUCAGCAACCCGAUCUUUCAGCAGGAGUUUGAUGGGUGAACUCUGGGAAUCCAUCGGCACCCCGCGCGUUAUUGUUGCCAGGACACUUUUCUCGCGUCCUCGGGUUUGCGUAAAUGUUCAAGGAAUGGAAAGUAUUCUGGUGGAAUUAUAAACUCGGGGUCAAACGGGACAGAAGCAGAUAAAGUCGGAGGUUUUGGAUUCCGCGGCUUGGUUUAUAUGAACCUGUUCUCCGGCUCUGCGGACGCGCUGCGCUGCGGUGGAAACUCUGGGUCCACGAGGCGCUUCUGGAUCACGCAUCAGCGGACGAAGGUUCGGUUCCAAAUCAUGUGGCUGCUCGUGUGCUCCUUCAUCGCGGCGCUGAGCGGUGAGAAUUACGCCACACAGGCCCAGGUGAUGUCCUCCAAAGCGCUGAGGGCUUCAAACGCACGCAGCAAUGUAACAGACAGCAAUCGCCUCACAGACUUGUACCGGAAGGAAGAGGUCAUAAUGGUCAAGAGCGGAGGUCACAUCCAGAGCCCGCGCUUCCCCAACUCAUACCCCCGCAACCUGCUGUUGUCAUGGAAACUGCUCUCGCCGCCCCACACGCGCAUCCUGCUGGAAUUCGAUGCUCAGUUUGGACUGGAGGAGGCAGAGAAUGGAGUCUGCAGGUAUGAUUAUGUGGAAGUGGAGGAUAUUUCUGAAACCAGCACCAUCAUCUGGGGCCGCUGGUGCGGACAAAGAGCUCCAUCACGGAUCUCAUCCAAAACAAACCUCAUCAAAAUCACCUUCAAAUCGGAUGAUUACUUCGUAGCAAAACCAGGAUUCAAAAUCUGCUAUUCACUGCUGGACCGCUCACCUCUCGCGUCUCUGACCAACUGGGAAGCAGUUACAGUGAUGUCAGUAAUCUCUCUCACACACACACACACACACACACACUGCUACAGACCACAAGCUUUCCACACCGACCACAAACACAAGCUUGAUCUCGACCGUCUCUAUGACGACGUGAAGCAGUACAGCUGUACUCCGCGCAAUUUCUCGGUCAAUCUCCGCGAGGAGCUGAAGGCGACCAACACCGUGUUUUUCCCACGAUGCCUCCUGGUGCAGCGCUGCGGGGGAAACUGCGCCUGCGGCACUGACAACUGGAACUCCUGCAGCUGCAGCGCCGGAAAAAUCGUCAAGAAACUACACGAGGUGCUGAAGUUUUCUCCAGGUCCGAGUUUCUACAGGAAGAAAACACAUGCUCAAUGGAUUCUGGAGGAGAUUCACCUGCAGCAUCAUGAGAGAUGUGACUGUGUGUGUCAGUCCAGACCGCCGCGAUGCACACACACACACACACACACACGUAUAGCUACAGGUCAUGCGUCCACCUAAACAAAAACCCUAUUAAUAACACAAGAGACACACACACUCGUCUUCAGUUUUCUGUUCAGUGUUGGGAGACUCUGAUAUAAUGUAACUUCUCUGUUUCAGUUUUAUGUUUAUGGUUUAUGUUAUUGUGUCCAGUAAAGUCACAUGAAACUCACCAAUGGAAUGUAAAUGAAUAUCAAUGAGGCUUUUGCUCUCUGAGACCAAUCAGAAGUCAGAGCUCCCUGAAGGGGCGGAUCCCUCACCAAUCUGAUCCAAGCCAGUGUUAUUUAUUAAAAGAACUGUCUUUAUCUUUUUAUAAGCCGUGAUAUGUGGCUUUUUUCAUAUGCUCUUUCUUCUCUGAGUGACUC
Molecule: messenger RNA, 2319 nt
Organism: Sinocyclocheilus grahami
Lineage: Eukaryota; Metazoa; Chordata; Actinopteri; Cypriniformes; Cyprinidae
Product: platelet-derived growth factor D-like
Exons: 7
Coding region: 839-1975 (378 amino acids)
Biological process (GO): positive regulation of MAP kinase activity; positive regulation of cell migration; platelet-derived growth factor receptor signaling pathway
Cellular component (GO): membrane
Molecular function (GO): growth factor activity; platelet-derived growth factor receptor binding
Source: RefSeq, a predicted model, not a curated record